AUGCAGGCUUCUCCGUUUCAACUAUGUGCUGCUGGAUCAGCGUUUGGCCCAGGAUGUGUGUAUGUUAUGAGCUACACGCACUAUAGAACGAACUACUACAAAAUUGGUUGCACUUCAAGAGAUCCAAACCUACGUCUGAAAGAAAUACAAAGAUCCGAAGGAAACCCUGCUAUCAUGUUGGUUGGCUUUGUAAACGCGAAUGAAAUGAAUGGUGCUGAAACCGCGGCCCAACAAGCUGUAAUAGCGAAUGGACUCGUGAAAGAUCCUGCGCGUGGUGGAGCCACAGACUGGUUCAUCGGUUCAUUGACACCACAGCAAGUUUUGGACGUGGUUAGACGAGCCGUUUAUAAUUAUAACCGACGCUAA
Molecule: messenger RNA, 366 nt
Organism: Paramuricea clavata
Lineage: Eukaryota; Metazoa; Cnidaria; Anthozoa; Malacalcyonacea; Plexauridae
Source: the annotation of a GenBank genome assembly